AUGGGCACGGCCACCGUCAAGCUGGGCACGAUCAACUUGCUCAACACCAUCAUCGGUGCCGGCAUCCUCGCCAUGCCCUACGGGCUCAAGUGCAACGGCAUCGUCUUCGGGUGCGUCCUCAUCACGUGGUCGGCGCUCACGCUGUCGUUCGGCCUUUACCUCCAAAACAAAGUCGCCAAGUACACCCACCAGCGCGGCAACGUGCUGUAUUUUAGUCUUGCCCAGCUCACCUACCCGCACUUCUCCAUCUUGUUUGACCUGGCCAUCAGUAUCAAAUGCUUUGGCGUCGGAGUGCUGUAUUUGGUGGUAAUUGGCGACUUGAUGCCCCAGAUCAUGGCGCAAUUGGGGGCGACGCACGGUCUCGUGCUCCACCGUAACUUCUGGAUCUCGGUGUUUAUGGUGUGUGUCGUCGCCCCGCUCUCGUUCCUCAAAAAGUUGGACUCGCUCAAGUACACCCUGGUGGUGGCGUUGGUGCUGAUUGUCUACUUGGCUUGCCUAGUAGUUGGCCACUACGUCGCCCACGACAUCGACGUCCCCGACCUCGAAAUCGACUACCUCGGCCCUAAGCUGGUGUCGCUUACCCUCUCGCUGUUCCCCAUCUUCGUGUUCGCGUACACUUGCCACCAAAACAUGUUUGCCAUCAUCAACGAGCUAAAGCCAAGCGACACCCACGGGUCGCAAACGCGCCAGCUGAACUUGAUCAUCCGCAACGCCAUCAGUACCGCGUGUGUGCUGUAUAUCAUCGUCGGGGUCAUCGGCUACUUAACGUUUGGCAACACCGUCAACGCCAACAUCAUCACGAUGUACCCGAGCUCGCUGGUGUUCUCGUUGAUCGGCCAGAUCUGUAUCGUGGUCAUGGUGGCGCUUUCGUUCCCGCUACAGUGCCACCCGUGUCGGGGACUGCUUAAUCACGUGAUCUUCUAUAUCACCGACGGCAUCAACACUAAGCUCAGGCACGGUGCUCGUCAUGGCUACGCCCAGCUCAAUCUGGAUAUGGAGCUGGUCCACUCGGUGGCCGACCUGUCAACUAAUGAACUGCUCCAUAACGAGCUGUUUGUUUCUACUACGCCGAUGGAAGGCGCUCACGAUACUGAUGGUCACGACGCCAUCAUCGUCAAACUCACAAAUAAAAAGUUCUAUGCCAUUACUGCCGUGAUCGUCAUUGGUGCCUAUUUGGUGGCGAUCUCAGUACAAAACUUAGCUCACGUGCUCGCCAUCGUCGGUUCUACAGGCUCUACGCUGAUUUCAUUUAUUCUCCCGGGGAUGUUUGGUUACUUAUUGAUCAAACCCCUCGGCGACGCCACCCAGCUCACAAAGCUAGAGCGGUUCUGUAAAUUCGGUGGCUUGGCGUUGGCCAUCUACGGCAUCAUCGUCAUGGUGUUGUGCCUCAGUGCAACCAUCUUCCUCGGAGCCAAGGAUUAA
Molecule: messenger RNA, 1422 nt
Organism: Diutina rugosa
Lineage: Eukaryota; Fungi; Ascomycota; Pichiomycetes; Serinales; Debaryomycetaceae
Product: aspartate/glutamate transporter
Exons: 1
Coding region: 1-1422 (473 amino acids)
Biological process (GO): amino acid transmembrane transport
Cellular component (GO): fungal-type vacuole membrane
Molecular function (GO): L-glutamate transmembrane transporter activity; L-tyrosine transmembrane transporter activity; L-lysine transmembrane transporter activity
Source: RefSeq, a predicted model, not a curated record